Ostrinia furnacalis (Asian corn borer) is the source of this 2358-nucleotide messenger RNA. RefSeq names its product Glycogen binding subunit 70E (gene Gbs-70E). Lineage: Eukaryota; Metazoa; Arthropoda; Insecta; Lepidoptera; Crambidae. The coding region runs from base 61 to 921 and encodes 286 amino acids. Gene Ontology annotation, cellular component: protein phosphatase type 1 complex. Gene Ontology annotation, molecular function: glycogen binding; protein phosphatase 1 binding. Gene Ontology annotation, biological process: regulation of glycogen biosynthetic process. The transcript has a single exon. The record is from RefSeq and is a predicted model, not a curated record.
GCGCGCUGUUCGAGGUUUAGUUCGCGCGAUUGCCGCAGUAACAUACGCGUUCUUACAGAUAUGGCCGCAAUCGACAUGCUGGCCUCGGAACAAAUGUUUUACGGCCACAGCCCGCCAGCUGGCUUCCUCGCCGACUACACACCACCAGUCAGAAGACCAACGAAGCUGACGUCUCGAGGAUAUUCGGCGCCAUGUCUGACAGCUGCAGCUCUCAAACCAGUCCAGUUGAGCCUUAAAACAGCUACGCGGUCUUGCAUCAGAAUGCCGACGGAGAAGAAGAAGAAAAAAGUGGUUUUUGCUGAUGAUCGAGGGUUAGCGUUGGAACAAGUGAAAUUCAUGACGGAGCCGUCGCAUGUGCCGCCGUAUUGGGCUCUAAAAGUGGUAGCGAGUCCUCCACAGGAACGAAAACCGCCUCCUCAACCGGCGGUGGAUCUAUGGGAAGCCAGGUUUGUUCAGCCAGCGUCAGAUUAUGUGGAAUUCCGGAGGAGGAUCACGGAAGACUGUGUUGCUUUGGAGAAUGUGAUAGUGAAACAGAAUGAAUGUGCCGUAGACGGGACAGUGAAAGUUAAGAACUUGGAUUUUCUCAAAGAAGUGUUUGUCAGAACCACCUCUGAUGGGUGGACGACGAGUGAGGACACUUUCUGUGCGUUCGUGGAAUCAGGGCCUCUGAACAAGAACGGCGCGUCUCUGUAUGAUACUUUUGGGUUCAGAUUGCAGCUGCCAAUCCAUUCGAGACGGCUGGAUUUCUGCGUGUGCUUCAAAUGCAAAGGGGAGGAGUACUGGGACAACAAUAAGGGACAGAACUACACGAUAGAGAAGUCUUCAGUCAGGAACUUGCCAGCCGUUUCUACUGCUAGAAUAAAGUUUGGAAACUCUUGGAUCGCGCGGUCGGAUGGAAAUGGAACUGUGCCGUACUGGUGAAAUUAAUUUGUCCAAUGUUGGUCCAGAAUUCCAAAUAUGUUGGUUUAUUUGUGAUUGUUAGUGCCAUACCGUUGUGUGUGCCAAAGGAUACACUUCAGUAAGUCGGGACUUGGAAUUUAUUUCUUACAUUCGAGCCGAGUGCUCAAACGGUGCUGAUUCGAUCAGGUUCUGAUACAACCUGAUAAAAACGGUAGCUAGAUUAAUUUGCAUGGUAACUAAUGUAGGUAUGUAUAAAAACAGCAUGCGAAUACUAGCAUUGAGAAUACGAAAGUCUAUCUUAUGUAUGUUCAUUUAAGGGUCAUACUCGAGUACGAAAACAACGCUGUUUGCCAAAAUCGAGAAGUUAUUUUGAAGUUACGAGUUUUCUCGAAUAUAACUUUAAUGUUAUUUAUUUCUGAGAUAUAACUACUAAUGUCAGUUAACUGUGAGACAGUGAUAGAUAAAAUAUACGUUCACUGACUCAACUCAUUGUCAUUUUAAUUUAUUUGUUAACUAUACACAUUAGCUACAUGAUAAUGUACCUACUUUAUAUUAUAAGUUGCUAAUUCACUUACAGGGACUAUUAUACUUAUCUAAUUAACAAUCGGAACAAACGUUUCAAUGUCGUUAACAAAUUUAUUACUUAUUACCCGACUACGCCAUAAGGGUUCUGUUUUUAUUAUUCUCAAUUUUGGCAAACAUACCGUUUGUUAGUGAGAAAAAUAUGUAAAUAAUAUUAAGACUGAGAUUAAUUUCUGUUAAUUUGGUUAAAUGUAAAGGUGAUCGCAAUCUAUAGGUCUGCUAUUAUUAAUUAUAUUUGAUUAUACAUGCCGUCGAUAAAUUAAGUCGAAUAUAUAAAUAUAAUUAUUAUUUAUAAAUCAAUUAUAAUUGUAAUAUAUUUCACUUAAUAUGCAUAAAUGAAUUUAUCUGAUAAUGAAGGAAGUAAAAGUAUACAAGCCAUAUUGUCCUAAUUUAGGCAAUAUUGCCACUAUAUUGUCCUACUAAUUUAGGAGAUAUUGACACUAUAUUGUCUUCUUGUAUAUGUUUACUUAUUGUCCAAUAUGUCUUUGAUAUUAAAAUUUGUACGUGAGAAUGAACAAGUGUGUGUAGGUAUAUGACGUUUAUAUACCUACGUCAUGUUGCGUCACGUCAUAUUAUUGUCUAUACGUCAAUAUGUGUCAUCGUCAAUACACAUUAUUUCACGUAUGUGACUGGUGUCUGACGUUUAGUACUCUAAUUGUACCUUACUACGGUUAACUAUGAUUAUUUUUGACGGUUUGAAACGUCAAAUUCCUAAUGUGCCAAACGAUGGAGAUUAUUUUGAGAAAAUAUUAAUUUAAUCUAGUCAUUUACUGAAAUUAUAGUCAUAUUUCCACUUCGAAUAAUAAUAGUGAUAUAACUAUACAUGAUGUAAGGGGAUGGCUAAUAUUGUGACUUUUAUGAAAUAAAAAUCACUAU